Molecule: messenger RNA, 1090 nt
Organism: Neoarius graeffei (lesser salmon catfish)
Lineage: Eukaryota; Metazoa; Chordata; Actinopteri; Siluriformes; Ariidae
Product: protein-lysine methyltransferase METTL21C
Exons: 5
Coding region: 95-1090 (331 amino acids)
Biological process (GO): peptidyl-lysine methylation
Cellular component (GO): cytoplasm; cytosol
Molecular function (GO): protein-lysine N-methyltransferase activity
Source: RefSeq, a predicted model, not a curated record
UGAUGCCUAAAAUGCAGUGAGGACACGAUUACCUGAACACAUCUGGGAAUCUGCUGACUGAAGUAUUACAUUCUACCAGUGCAAAGAUCUACUUAUGGAGGGAAUCAUAGCUGAGAGUACAGACAACAAAGACGGCAUGGAAACAAAGGAGGAAACAGAAGCAGAAACAGGAAAGGAAGACGAGCUCAGUGGUGUGGUGCGUCAGAAAGCCUGGGAACCAACCUUCUACUGCAGCCUUAACAAGGAGAUUCAUUACUACGCUGGACAUGAAAUCAGCAUCUAUGAGGCUUUUGAUUCUUUUGGCGCCAUCAUCUGGCCUGCGGGACUUGCACUAUGUCAGUAUCUGGAUUCUAAUCAAAGAACAAUUAACCUGCAAGACAAAGCAGUCUUAGAGCUUGGAUCAGGAACUGGCUUGGUAUCCAUUGUGGCCAGCCUCUUGGGUGCUUGGGUAACUGCGAGUGACCUUCCUAAAGUCCUGGGAAACCUGCGAUGUAACCUGUGCAGAAACACAAGGGGACGCUGCAGAUAUACACCACAAGUGGCAGUGCUGUCAUGGGGCUACGACCUGGAACAAACCUUUCCUCAGUCAGUUUAUCGAUAUGACUAUGUUUUGGCUGCAGAUGUGGUCUACCAUCAUGACUUCUUAGAUGAACUGUUAGUAACCAUGCGCCAUUUCUGCCAACCGGGAACAACCCUGAUCUGGGCCAAUAAGAUUCGCUUUGCGUCUGAUCUGGUGUUUACUGAAAACUUUAAGAAAACCUUUAACACUACAUUACUCACAGAUAUGGGUGACAUUAAAAUUUACUCUGCUACCAUGAAAGAUGUUGAGGUAGAAAAUAACUUUCCAGUGAUGCUAUUCAAAGAUGCCGUGAAGCAGGAAAAGGAGUCGGAAGAGUGCAACUUGGGAGAUAUUAACAAGAAGCAGGAUGGAUAUGCUAAUGAGGAUGAACUGGAGGAAUUAAACAGAGAUACAAAGCAAAGGAAUCUCAAUGGAGGAGAAGAAAUGGAAGAUAAUUGUGAUGUUAAAUACAAAGAAGGUAAAUAUUUGAAGGCCAUUCAGAUCAUGUGCCGUAUAAUUCCUAGAAAUUAG